UGGGAAUAUAUGUUUCUGCCGAGCCCUAAAAUACUACUCCUACUACACUCCAUCAGAAUCAGCAACUAGUCCAAAUCGAACAAAGCUCCAGCUGCUCCGGCCACGAUCGGCCGCUCCGAAACGAUAACAGCCGUUACAGUAAAUAGAAGAACCAAACUUUUCUAGGAACCGGAUUGGAUCACUCGAGAAAAUUAAACAAAAAUACAGAGUGGACAAAAACUUGACCACUUCGAGAGGAGAUCGAACCUCCAACUAGGUCACUUGGAGGGAUCUCAGCCCUAAGCCUUUGGGCAGUUCUAUGUUAUUCUUGCUUGGAGUUAGCAUUGGGAACCAUUAUUGCUUUUCUGAAUCUGGGAUCUUUAUUGAUUAAUUAUAAAGUCGCUCAAGAAAUUGGAACUUCCAUAGUACAUGACUUGCCAUUUUGAGUGACUUUACCAGGAUGAGGACAAUACACCGCAGUGGAUUCUCUAAAAUAUCGAAUGACACUGUCCGACUGAUAAUUAUAACCAUCAUGGGAAUGAUCUUUGGAUAUUUUAUUGGAGUUUCAUUUCCAUCUGUUUCUCUUUCAAAGAUUGGUUUACCUUCCAGCAUUAUAUCAUCUUUUGAUGUAGCAUUCAAUGACAAUUGGCAUAGACAUGUUAGUGACCACAUCCCUGAAACUCGUGCUUCGACUGAUACUGCACCACCCAAGAUAUAUGUUCCUACGAAUCCCCGUGGUGCAGAGUCAUUACCUCCAGGAAUCGUAGUCUCAGAGACUGAUUUGUAUCUGCGAAGGUUAUGGGGUGAACCUAGUGAGGAUUUAAAAAAGAAACCAAAGUACUUGGUUACGUUCACAGUUGGAUUGGACCAAAGGAACAACAUUGACGCUGCAGUUAAAAAGUUUUCUGAGGAUUUCCAAAUUUUGCUUUUUCAUUAUGAUGGCUGGACCAGUGAAUGGGACCAAUUUGAGUGGUCACAAAGGGCGGUUCAUGUCAGUGUAAGGAAACAAACAAAAUGGUGGUAUGCAAAGAGGUUUCUGCAUCCUGAAAUCGUAGCAGCCUAUGACUACAUUUUCAUCUGGGAUGAAGAUCUUGGAGUUGAACACUUCAAUGCUGAGAAGUAUAUUCAACUGGUCAAGAAAUAUGGUUUGGAGAUUUCUCAACCAGGUCUUGAGCCCAACAAUGGAUUAACUUGGCAGAUGACGAAAAGGAGAGGUGACAGAGAAGUUCACAAGGUUACAGAAGAGAGGCCAGGCUGGUGCAGUGACCCACAUUUGCCUCCAUGUGCUGCAUUUGUGGAGAUCAUGGCCCCUGUGUUUUCUCGGGAAGCAUGGCGCUGUGUUUGGCAUAUGAUUCAGAAUGAUUUGGUGCAUGGAUGGGGAUUGGAUUUGGCCCUUAGAAGAUGUGUGGAGCCUGCACAUGAGAAAAUCGGCGUGGUUGAUUCACAGUGGAUUGUACAUCAAGUGAUUCCGUCACUCGGGAACCAGGGCAAGCAGGAAGAUGGCAAGCCUCCAUGGCAAGGGGUGAGGGAGAGGUGCAAGAGCGAGUGGGCUCAGUUCCAAAAGCGUCUUACUGAUGCAGAUAAGGCAUACCUUUCACAGAUUGGAAAGGGUUAAAAUUUACAUGUGAAUGUCUUGUACAUACUUUUUUUCCUCUUUCUAUUUCAUCUCUGUCCUGAGGUGUUCCAUAGCUCCAUUCUUUGGCGCGAUGUUUAAUAUAUUUUCCGAUAGUUGUCGUAGCUACAUUUACUGUAGUCGUGGACUUUCAUAAUCAGAUUAGGAGGAAAUUUCCCCCUUUUUGUGCAUAA
Rhododendron vialii is the source of this 1785-nucleotide messenger RNA. RefSeq lists its product as uncharacterized. Lineage: Eukaryota; Viridiplantae; Streptophyta; Magnoliopsida; Ericales; Ericaceae. The record is from RefSeq and is a predicted model, not a curated record. The transcript has 16 exons. Bases 440 to 1594 code for a protein of 384 amino acids.